AUGGCGACCUCAAGCCUGCCCACCACCUCCGUUACCCCCCCUCCUGCUACUACAAACGCCUCCAGCGAAACACAGCUCAACCCAACUCUCCCCAUGGCUGACACAUCCCUUCCCAUCUCCUCCCAACCUCUCCCAAACCCCUCCGCUGCCCUCGAUCUUACCACCCUUAUGGUCAAUCUGCCAAGCAACACCACAACCACCGUGUUGCCUCCCAUCGUCUACACAACACCUCAACCCAUCUCCCACCCAAUUCUAGGUAUCCACAUCCACAACUACAUAAAAUUUCGGGUGACCACCGCCGGCGAAAACUUCUCGAAGUGGAGGCAGAUCAUCACCUUCCUCCUCACCAUGUACAAGGCCUUGGACCACAUCACCGCCGGCACUUCCCCUCAAGUCCCUGACGAUCUCUGGAUGGCCGUGGACAUCCACAUCUCCUUGUGGUUCAUGGCCACCCUGAGUGAUGAUCUACACCGACUCGUCUCCAGCCCCGAUGGCCGCGCCGGCUCUACAUGGGCACGCCUCAUGCGCUUCUUCCUCGACAACGAGGCGUCCCGCUAUCUCUUCCUCAGCAAGGCGUUCCGCAGUACCCUUCGUGGCGAUCUUCCGAUCUCCACCUAUGCUAGCAAGCUACAGCGGAUGGUGGACGGCCUCGCCGCCAUCGGUCGCCCCGUCGACGACCACGACCUCACUCUUCAGUUCAUCGAUGGUCUGGGUGAUCAAUACAAACUUCAGGCCGAGAUCCUCAAAACCUCGGUUCCCUCCUUCGCCGACGCCUGCUCACGUCUUCAACGCGCCAAGAUCGACGCCGCCUCCACCAUCCAGCAUGCCGGCGCCCAGGCGCUUGCUGUCCAGACUGGUGGCCGUGCUGCUCCCAAUGGCGGUGGCAACUCCACGCGCCCGCCCGGUGUCAGCCCCAAUUACCGUGGCCGGAAUACGAUUCCCGGGUUCCAGUACGGCCAAAACCAGCAGCACGGAGGAGCCCGUGGUAGCGGCCAGCAGCAAGGCAGCGGCCGUGGCCGUGGUGGCGGACAGCAGCAACACUACUCAGGAGGACGCAACGACUACGGCGCAGGACGAGGGGGCCAGCAGCAGCCUUGGCUCGGCUACUUUGCUCCCAUGGGCACACCGUUCCCACCUCGCUCCCCUUGGAUCCCACCAAACGCGUCGAGUGUUCUCGGACCACGUCCCGGCGUACCGACCCAGGCAUACCCACUGAUGCACUCGCCAGCUCCAACCACCGUGCCCCAGCCUGCAUCGACUCCUUCAUGGGACUACAACACCCUCUACCAAUCUACUCCGAGCUACGGCACUGCGUUCCCCCAGCCUGACCACGACUGGAUCAUGGACUCCGGCGCCACGUCUCACGUCACCGGCACCCAAGCUUCAUCGCCACCCAAUUCCACACAACCAUCUGUUGUCUUCAAUGCGACAAUGGCGGAGAGUUUCUCACCACCACCUUACGCACAUACCUAUCCUCCCAUGGCGUCUCCCUACGUCUCUCUUGUCCUCACACCUCACUGCAAAAUGGCCGCGCUGAGCGCCUGA
Messenger RNA from Lolium perenne, 1545 nucleotides. NCBI's taxonomy places the organism in Eukaryota, Viridiplantae, Streptophyta, Magnoliopsida, Poales, Poaceae. The record is from RefSeq and is a predicted model, not a curated record.